Helobdella robusta is the source of this 1299-nucleotide messenger RNA. RefSeq lists its product as hypothetical. Lineage: Eukaryota; Metazoa; Annelida; Clitellata; Rhynchobdellida; Glossiphoniidae. Bases 1 to 1299 code for a protein of 432 amino acids. The record is from RefSeq and is a predicted model, not a curated record. The transcript is spliced from 2 exons.
AUGGCGUGUAAACAGAAUUUAACGAUUAACGAAGUUUUAUGCUACUUAACAAAUAAUUACGAGUUUAUGAAUAAUGAUAUAUUUAUUAAUAAUGCGUCCGACUUCUACAGCUCGAAAGAAAUCUCGGCUGCCCUCAAACUGAUCAAACACGACGUCAAUCUCCUAAAGAUUGAUGUUAAUUUCGAUAUACUACGUGGUCCUAAAAAGAAAGACAAAAGGGACAAACUACGCGAAACCAUUCGCUAUUUAGGACUAGUCUGCGAAAAAAAUUUAUCAACAGAGCUUCCCACCUACGUUAGUUCUAACUUACGGGUACCUAAUAAUGACUCUAUUCUUAAAUUUAACUUCAACGAAAUUAAAAACGACAUAUGCAAUAUGCUGCACAAUCAGCAACUUUAUCUAUGCAGCAUGCUGAACGCAGCCCCUCGAGUUCAUAAAAGUGAACUUAAUAAUACCAACAACACUAACGUAAACAAUGUUAAAAGCUACUCGGUAGCAGCAGGACAAAAACAUGCCUCGUACAGCUCGGAUGCAUCAUCUCCUAAGAUCGUUCAUCCGGCUUCGUCCGAAAUCAGCACACCGCCAUCUGAUGAAACCUCGAAGCAGGGAACCCAAUCGCUGGUGGAUCACAACUGGCCACGAAGGCUCUUGGAGCACUGUUACUUCAAAAAAAAGAAAAAAUACUCCCCAAUUACUGUCGGUUCCAAACAACCUGGGUCCUUCAAGUUAUCUGCAGCUCCCUUGCCUCCCAAAAAAAUUGUUUUUGGGGUAGGCAAAUUGAAAAGCUGCGUCAAAGAAGAGAUCCUAGAACAUCUGGAAACUAUUGGACUGACCGCAGCAGAAUGCGUACCAGUCUUUAAAUUCUCUCCCACUCGUCCUCAACCUUCAACCAGUGAUCCAUCAACAAAAUUCCGCAUAACUAUUUUUAAACAUCAGGAGAUGAUUUUUACCAAUCCUGAAAAUUGGCCUAUCAGCGUGGAAAUUCACCCUUGGUGGUUUCAUGCUCGACCACAGCAUACGAUAAAACCCACUACAACUUCACUACCAAAUCAUCAUCCUGUUGACCUACCAAAUGUUAAUACACCAUCGCUGGUCAACUCACAUCGGCAUGUAGAAAACAAAGUUGAGGUAGCUUCCAUUUUAACUUCUUCGGAAGAAUCCACUCAGCCAGUCAAGUCAGUCAUGAUGGGCCUUUCCAAGCUGGUCGAACCACAUAAACAACAACAAGCCUCAUCGACGAUGGGUCCUCCCUCCGAUGUCAAUUCUGCGACAUCAAUAAAUCACGACAAUGGCUGUUAA